Molecule: messenger RNA, 1529 nt
Organism: Cyprinodon tularosa
Lineage: Eukaryota; Metazoa; Chordata; Actinopteri; Cyprinodontiformes; Cyprinodontidae
Gene: m17
Product: IL-6 subfamily cytokine M17
Exons: 3
Coding region: 482-1132 (216 amino acids)
Biological process (GO): negative regulation of neuron apoptotic process; ciliary neurotrophic factor-mediated signaling pathway; immune response
Cellular component (GO): extracellular region
Molecular function (GO): ciliary neurotrophic factor receptor binding; cytokine activity
Source: RefSeq, a predicted model, not a curated record
ACUGUGUCAAGGGGCAGGCUAACCACAGUCCUUACAAGAUCUCUGGUGGUUGACACCUAAUUUCUAUAUAAGGCUGGUUUAUUUUCUGAAGCGACAAAUUUACCAGCUAUGCGUAGGAUUUCCCAAACAGUCAAAAGUUCUACUUUACAUACAACUUUUUAACCAUAAUUCCAUAUAUGUCUUGGAAACAGGUCAAUGCCCCAACAUGUCUAUUCAUACAUAAGGCAUGCCUCGGCAUUGUCUUCCACCAUCAAAAAAAAAAAGAAAGAAAAAAGAGUGAAUAUAAAAAAUAAAAAAACCCAAAUAAAGAAAUUAAUAAUAACACAAAAAAUUGACAUUUUAGUCAGGAAGGAAUCAACCAGGAUGACGUUCUCUACAUGAGGCUCACUGCACGUCAUUUCCUGUGGGUUAUUCUAAAGAAGUUUCAAAGGAGUGUGAUCAUGACGAGUCCACGCAAUUUGAUUGUGAGACACAGAGGAGAAUGAAUGGUCAUGUAAAGAAUAUGCAUUUUCAACAGCAUGUGGAAAGAGCAGCAACAUUACUCUGCUUCCUGCUGCUUCUGGCUGUUGAUACAACAAAAACUGUGGAAGCAGGCAAAAACCAGGGGUGUGAUUCUGAUCUGCAAAAGACUCAGAAGCUCACCAGACUAAUACAUAAGCAAACCGGUGAUCUGAUCAAAGCAUAUAAAGCCUCCGAAGGAGAAAUGGCACAGCUUUUCUGCAAGGCUUCAAGGAGCGACAUCCCUGACCCAAACAUCUCUGGGCUGGAACCCUCAGAGAGGAUGGCAAGCAUAUACACACAGCUUCAAGCCUUCUCACCUCACCUGAAGAGGGUCCAAGAGCAGCAGAUGGACUUGCAGCCCCCCAAAAGCCUGCUUCUCGAUCUAAUUCAAAAAGUGAGAGAUCACAGCGUGAGGCUUACUUCUCGCAUUAACAACUUUUACCACAACUUCUUCCCAAACCUGCCUUUACCGGAUCCGGCAGGUGGACCCACGACACUACCACUGCCCCAGAACAUCUUCCAGCAGAAGAUAUACGGCUGUGUGGUGCUGACGACCUACAAGAAGCUCCUGAAUAACAUUUCAAAAGACAUGAGGACACUGAAAAGCAAAGUCUGCACGAGGGCAAGAUAAAGUUGAUUCGACCCCUUUACAUGACAUGAGGCUGGCCUUUGUAGGUCAGUAUCCAGCAGCACUUUACUUAUAAUAAACGACUUAUAAAAAGAUAAUUACGUUUGAAGAUGGCAGGUACAUCAGAAUAGUAUUGCCUAUUUAUGGUAUUUAAUAUUUAUUUUCUCCAAGUGUUCCUGGAAAGAGAAAUUUUGCUAAAAGUGUGAUAUAAUUAAAAGGCUAAUUGUGUCUUGUUUUCUAAUUUAAAUGUUUUUUGCUGUACACAGAACUGUAAACCGUUGUCCAUGUCUGGUUGUAAUCAGCAUGGAGAAUAAAAUGAAAAUGUAACUCAAGUUCACCCUUAUGUUGGAUUGUUUCUAUGGGCUCAUAAAGUCAUUUUUAUUUUCCAAAGUAUAAAAAG